AUGGCGGCGCGGCAUGCGCAGUGGCGCCAAGUCGAGACGCACGCGACGGCAAUCCGCGCAGAAGUGACACAGGAUAGGUCGUCGUGCACAUACCUCACGGGAGAGGAACUCCUUCGACAGAUAUGCGUGCGCAUGCGUGUCCGGUCCUUCGACGACCUGAACCUUGGCGCGCCUCGUAUGUUUGCACCAAUUCGGCAAGUCUUGGAUCUCGAGCACGACUUGUGGGAGUUUGUUGGGCUGUACGUGUCGCUUCGCGCGAUUUCCACCGCCCAUGACGCCGAGAUCGAUUUCUUGGCGAAGCAUCGUGUCUCGACCUUUUCUGCUCUGGGCAUUGGAAACACGUUUGCUGCUGCUCCUGCCGUAGUUUACCAUUUCAAUCUCCCAGUUGCGACCGCGGUGCUUCCAUUAACACUGAAAGCUGUGUUAACCCAUCUCGGUGAGUUUCGAUACUUGAACCAACGGCACCAAGACACGGGAGCGUUUCUGGCGUUUGUCGCGACCAAGCUGGCCGUUCCUCGAGGCACCGUUCUCGGCAUCCAUGUCCAGAACCUCCAGCGAAGCAUGGACCUCAUGCGACGGAUUCAGACGGAAGAGCGCAAGCAAAUAAACGACAUCGAGAACGACUUCCGCCGGGAUGUGGCGCACACUGUUUUCCAGUUGACCAAAGAAAAAUUCAGCUCGGAGAACCGUGAAUUGGCAGUCGCUGCCGCACUCGCGUCUAGCAAGCUGGACCUGCCGCGCGGCGAGCAAAAGGCAAACGUGUCGGUCAAGCUCGAAAGCGAUGUCUUGAACCGCGUGACUGUGCUGGACGCUCAUUUGGAUCACCUCAUCGGACGAUACGCCCACCGCCUACCUAAAGACACGUCGCAUGUCAUUUCAAAGCAGGAUUUGAAACUUCGCGCGCAGAUCUGCCACAAAAAGCACGAGCGGUCGCGGUCGACGGUGGUCACGUGGGUCUUGUGCAGCAUCAUUGCCAAGUCGCGAGCCCUCCUAGAUGCCAAAUUGUCGCCCGAGGGCCAGCCCCAGAACCGGUCGGACAACAAAGUGGCUGAAGACGACGAGGAAGAGUGUCAGUGCUGCUGUGUCGGCAAACCAGCCUGCACAUGCAGCUGCACAUGCACCUGCCACGCCGUAGACAGUGAUUCUAACGAUGACGACGAAAGCCUUGUCAACACCACGUCGCCCAAUGAAGGUCGAGAUCAAGCACCGAGCACGAACAUCGACAUGGACACCGCUGUGCGAGAUUUGUGGGCAGCGACACAACAAGCCCACCCCGACAUGUCGAUGUUUGAGGUACUGGAAGCUGUAGAGCGUGCUGCGCCCAAGACAGCCACAUCCCAUCGAUCUCUCGUUCAAGUCCUGACAUCGUUGGACCGCGACCUACCUCUCGUCGUACCACACACGUCUGCCUCCGUCGGCUUGUCCAGCGAGCAAGUAAACGCUUUGUGGUACCAGUGCCGCCUCGUUCAAAACGAAUUUGAUCACCCAGAGAGCCCAUCCGAAGGGUUGCAAUCGCUUGUCCACCAUGCAUUAUCCGUUGAAGAUGGCCGGAAUCACCGCCAUGGUACCCUCAAGACAAGCCUGACAACGGCGCCGUAUUUUUCACUGUAUUUUACCUCUCCCUUGACGGCGAGCGUGCCGCCGUCCAACUCCAUGGCGGUGACAGCCCUUCUCGAAUGGAUCGAGGCAGUCCCGUGUCUGGUAGAUGUCGAAGCAGCGGUGCAGUGGCAGGUGCACGACCAUGGUCCGUUUGUCCAGUUUUUCAUCACAAACUUCCCGCACGUUCCGUUGCUGCAGCUCCCAUCGAAGCAAUGCGUCAAGCUCGAGCCGAACGCCACGUUGGCCGCGCUGGCGGCGGUGCCGACGCCAGCGCAGCCCCAUACCGUUGCAACGGUGUACACGUCGGCCUUUGUCCAAGAGCAUGGCCGAUGGAACUGGAACAACGUCCACCAAGCCCUUGAAUCCUUCGUGUCGAGUCUCUGUCGAAACGACGUGCCGCCUUUUGUGCUUCGCGUGGUGCAUUUUAUUCCAGUCGAGCUCUGGCGACCGUUGGUUCCACCCCUCAUCAAAGCUUUGGCGAAAGCCGUGCCCCAUCCACACCAAGCGUUGGCGCUCGCCGCGGCGAACGAUGUGGCAGAUCGGUCCUUGUUGUUUCGAUUGGGCAUCGCGCUCAACAUUUCGUCGUGGAAUAGCCUUGCAACAACUCGAAUCCCCGACAUGGCAUCCAUCUCGAACGACAAAGGUUCAUCGCAGCCGCUUUCAAAUGCUUGUCGUUUGUCCGAGGCAGUUCAGCCUUCCGUAGCCGCAGAAGACACAACGAGGCGUGGUACUGUUCCAAGCAAACAGAGCGCUGCACACUCAGCUGAACCCGUGGAAGUUGUCCCCUCGACCGACGCAUGCAGAGCUCUGAUCCACGACAUUCGAAAGCAUUCGUUUGGAAUUGGAUUGCCCGCGACGAUCGAAACGCAGGCAUUCUUGCGGCUCCAGCAGAAUCGCCUCGAGCGUGCAUUGCAACGCCUCAGUGCCGAGUUGUACUCGACAUCGACGCAUUUCGUGCUCGAGUUGCUCCAGAACGCCGACGACAAUGUGUAUGACCAUUCGGUUGCACCCUGUGCAGAGUUUGUUGUCCGCGAAGACGCUAUUUCGUUCUUUUGCAACGAGUCCGGGUUCCAACCCGCGCAUAUUCGUGCGCUCUGCGACGUCGGCGCUUCGACCAAGACGAUGGGCAUGAUCGGACAAAAGGGCAUCGGGUUCAAGUCGGUCUUUGCUGUUUCAGAUUGCCCUGAAAUCCACAGCAACGGGUAUCACGUGCGCUUCGACGCCCGGUCGACUCCCGACAACGUGCGGUUCAUCCUGCCGCACUGGAUCGAGUCGCCCGCGGCCGAGUAUUCCAACCAACCUGGGACGUGGUUCCACCUCCCCAUGCGGGACAUGUCGUCGACGGCCGCCGUGGCAAUGCUCGACAGCAUGGAGCCGUCGAUGCUGCUUUUUCUCAACCAGUUGAUGUCGCUCACGAUCCAAAACCGUGUGGCGAAGACACAAGUGCACUAUCGCAAGCAAUGGGUGGCGGAAGAACGCGUCCAGCUGCACACAAACACGCACGAUGUGCAAGCUUGGCAUGUCCAUCGACGGGAGGUCGCUGUUCCCGAGGCGUUUGCCCCACGCAAGGGCACCACGACCCGUCUGGAGCUGGCAUUCCCGUUGACGCACGACGAGUCGGCGCUGUGCAAUCAGCCCGUGUUUGCCUACCUGCCGGUGCAAACGUACGGGUUCAAGUGCAUCGUGCAAGCGAAUUUCGACUUGCCGUCGUCGCGGGAAGCCAUCUUGGACAACGACUGGAACCAGUUUCUCCUGGCGCAAUUUCCCACUGUUUUUGUCGACGAACUCGUCAAGCUCCUGCCCGAGUUUCCGCAUUUGAUUCGCAUGGUGCCAGUGGACAUUGCGCCGCCCUUUCACACGAUGGCCCACGCUGUGUGUCGGCAACUGCAAGACCUGCCCAUCAUCCAAACGUCGUCGGGGCAGUAUGUCCCCCCCCGCCAUGUCGUCGACCAAGUCGAGACGGACCCGAUCUCGGACGCGUUCCUGUGGCGCCAUUGCCGCAAACACUUUAUCGAUCCCGCAUUUUCACAGCUCAUGCCACCUCAGCUCAAGCGCAUCCUCGGGAUCUUGCCGUGGAAUGCUUCACACGUUGUCCAGCUUGGAAGAAGCCUCGCCGAGCCAAACGAUGCCCCCGCUCCAACACUCAUGUGGCUUGCCGCUUUCAUGGACUUGGUGGCGACAAUGAACCCAAUGGCCGCCCAACUCCGCCCUCUGCACCUCUUUCCCGUCAAAAUCCAUCCUGGAAGCCACGACGACGUGAUGGCCCCCCAGUAUGCCCUGAAGUCCCUCGAGCACUCGCUGUUCUGCCCGCUUGACACAGCCGCGGCCGACGUUCCAUUUGCAGACGAGCUCAACAUUCUGCAUCCUGACUAUAUGCAUGCACUCGCCCCAAAAACUACGCGAUUUCUGAGCGUCCUCGGGAUCAAGCAGCUGACAACGCACGACAUCUUGCAAUUCCACUUGCUCCCGCUUGUCUCGACAAAGUUGGAUGUCAGCGACCACUUGAAAGCAUUGCGUUUUUGCAUGCACGUUCAUGUCGAGAAGCCCCUUCCUGCAUCGUUGCUUGGCUUCGUGCGACGGUCCAUUCAAGCGGUGACGUCCAAAGGCGAUCUCGUGCCGCUCACGUCGUCCGAUAUCUUCCUCGAACCUGCAGAGUUUGCAUCCCCAGCCUUGUUGAACCACGUGACGGUGGUGCCAUACACGUCAGUCGCAACCUUUUCAUUCUUGCAUGCGUGUGGGGUGCCCGUGUUGCUAUCUUUGCACCACCAACCCAACGCCAACACGAUUCCCGGAUUGAGCUCCGUUGUCGCCUCCAUUGCCGCUGCCAGCGACGUCGCCGCGGCGACUUCGUUGAUGCAAUAUUUGGAUCGUCAUUGGACAGCGCAGCAUUCGUCGACAUUUGCACCGACCGAACUUCAAGUCUUGCGAGCCGCGCGUUGGCUGCCGUCUAGUACAUUGACGAGCGCCACGACGGAAGGCCAGUUGCGCCGCCCCCAUGAGACCUAUUUGAACGUUCCCGCAGGUCUCAAGGCAUUCUUUCCCUCGCCGGCCUUGCUCAACCACGAGUUUGCCACUGCUUUGGCAGUCAAGUUUGGACUAGACGUCCCAGACUACCUGCAUCUCUUGCAGCUGGACAACGUGGUCCACGACACCGUGGUCGAUUGCCUUCUCGAGUUGAAGGCACUCGCGACGGGCCAGCCUGACGUCCUCAAGGGAAUUCAAUCCGUGCUCUCGGAAACUCCCGUUCUUUCCGUCAACAACAAACGAGUUCGACUCACGCAAACGAUUUGGAAACCUGCGAGCGCUUGUCCGGACCUCGUGGGUCUUCGUCCGACCUUUCCCAAGUCGCUCAAGUCGUUUUUCCUUCAACUUGGUGUUCCCGCUAAGCCAUCGGUGGCCGUCGCCGUCGCCACGCUUCAAUCUAUGGAUGUCCCCGACGAUCAGCUGCCGUACUUGAAAUACUUGGCCGACCAGCCGAUGGACGCGAUGCCGCGUGAAGUGUCGGCGAUUCCAUUUCUCACGUCCACGAGUGGUCGAAAGGUCGCGUUUGACAGCGACCCGCUCCUGGCCGACAACGAACCAUCAUGGUGGCCACUUCUGAUGCCAGAACACUCGAGGCCACUUGUGGUCACGUCCCACCCCGACAACACGGCGUUUGCUGGUUUCUGGCAAUUCGGCAUCACCCUCGUCCAGGAUGUUCGAGUGAACCCACAGACGUGGAAUACACUGCUCGACAACGCCAUGAUGCAGGCGGAGCCCGGCGCUCGUGCCGCUGUCGUGCAAUUCCUUUGCUUUUUGCUCGAUACAUGGUCUUCUCCAUCUGGCAUCACGAUCUCCCACCUCCCGACCCAACGCGGGACCUUUGAACCGUUUGCCACAGUGUUUGCGACCGCGACCACGAAAAUCCGGCACCCCCAAGUCGUUGACGUUCCCGUUCGAUACCACGACAUAUUGGCAAAGGUGUGGGGUCUGGCCCGGCUUCCCGUGAAGACGUCGGUGCUUUUCGAUUCAGCGGUGGACGAUGCGGACCUGCGCGACCAGCUCGCGACAACUUUGUUCGCUGUAGCUGCCCACUUUAAAUAUUCCCACGCCGCGCACGAGGUGGAUGCUCUUGGAACUUUCAUGGACUCGAUGCAGUGCUGGAAGACCGAGAACCUUCGCGUCGAGUACGAAACGUCGUCAACGCCUCACGACUCGACGGCGGGACAACGCGUGACCGAAUCUCGACCGGUUGUGCUGCACGAGUGCAAGAAUCUGUACGUUUCCACUCCAGUGGACUUUGCGCUAGUCGUGGUGACCGUGGCGUCCGCGAUGUGGACUCCACUUGUCGCCAACGACGUUGCGAGCUAUAUCGACGGUUCCCAGCACCGGCAGCAUCCGAUGCUAGCCCCCGACUCGUUGAAGCGCCAGUUGUUUCCGAUCGACCUGCCCCUGGCGAAGCGACCACGACCAGACCUUCGACACGCACACGACGCCGACCGAUUCCGACCCAACUUGCUGACCGACCAAGCCAAGGUGGCCAUCGGCCGCGUGGGCGAAGAGUACGUGUAUAGCCUCCUCCGCGCCGAGUUCCCACCCGACCAAGUGGAAUGGGUCAACCAAGUGGAAGAGACGGGCUUGCCCUACGACAUUUGCAUCCAUCACGCGUCCGGCGGGACCGAGUUUAUCGAAGUCAAGAGCACGUCGACGUACGACAAGGUCGUGUUCGAAAUGAGCGUCCAAGAAUUGGAGUACGCUACGCUCAAGGGGUCCCAGUACAGCAUCUAUCGCGCGUUCGCCAUCAAACCCCAUGGCGCUCUCCACGACUCGCGCGUCGUCCGGCUGCGCAACCCCAUGACGCUUCUCCGCCACAAGAAGCUCCAGCUGUCAGUCGUCAUGACGGAGGAAGCAUGCAACCUGUAAAGACUAGACCAUUCCAAUUUCAUUUGUGGAGGCAUGCAUGGCAUU
This is a messenger RNA of Aphanomyces invadans, 6546 nucleotides long. RefSeq lists its product as hypothetical. The record is from RefSeq and is a predicted model, not a curated record. Lineage: Eukaryota; Oomycota; Saprolegniomycetes; Saprolegniales; Verrucalvaceae. The transcript is spliced from 9 exons. The coding region runs from base 1 to 6501 and encodes 2166 amino acids.